Molecule: messenger RNA, 1848 nt
Organism: Lutra lutra (Eurasian river otter)
Lineage: Eukaryota; Metazoa; Chordata; Mammalia; Carnivora; Mustelidae
Product: heat shock transcription factor, X-linked member 3-like
Exons: 2
Coding region: 507-1589 (360 amino acids)
Biological process (GO): regulation of DNA-templated transcription
Molecular function (GO): sequence-specific DNA binding; DNA-binding transcription factor activity
Source: RefSeq, a predicted model, not a curated record
CCCCCAAGGGCCCAUCUGACUGGGAUGGACGUGGUGGUAGUCAAGCCAGGACUAACCAGGGCCUGGCCCUUGAGCUAAGCCGAGAGGCCGACAACAGGUCUCCCCCGUCCUCAGGGAGUGGGAGUGGACCUAGAAUCAUGGCUUCUCUACCCAUCCAGCGCCUGGCCCCGGGAAACAGUGUGCCUGGCUGUAGCCAGGAGCCUUUCUGGAGAACUCAAACCAUGCUUCUGUAUACUCGUAGAAAAGAGAGAAGCUGGGGGCCUGUACCCGUCCCUCCCCCACACUUGGCCAAGGCUCCCUCUCCAGACCAGCUCGGAGCCACCUUUGUGACAUCACAUGACAGAUAAGGAGGGCGAUGACCCGGGCACCCGGUUGCCCCACUACGCAAUUCUAGAAUUCCGUGAACAGUAUAUAUUGGGCAUCCUGUCUUGGCUGGAGGCAUUUCUGACUCGAGAGUCUAGGAAGACGGCCUCAGGGUGAAAAUGCUCUUGAUCUAGACUAGCUCCAUGGCUAGUCAGAGUAACGACGACACAUACCAAGUCAUGCUGGCUCCUCCCGGUGAUGGGGAGUCGGCAGGAGAGGUCCCGUCCAGGUCCUCCCUGCACCUCAAUUUGGAUUCCAGGAAUUUGGAGAGGCAUGAGGAUCCAGCCGUGAGCCGAGAUCCAGGCCCCCAAGACAACCCACAGCCACCGGCCCCAAACCACGGUGCCUACAACGUGGGAGAAAACAUUUUCGGGCUCUCCUUCCCAAGAAGGCUCUGGAGGAUCGUGGAGGACAACACCUUCACGUCCGUGUGCUGGAAUGAAGACGGCGACACUGUGAUCAUCGAUGAAGACCUUUUCCAGAGGGAGAUUCUCCACCGGAGGGGCCCAGAGAGAAUCUUUGAAACUGACAGCUUGAAGGGGUUCAUCCGCCUAAUGAACCUGUACGGGUUCAGCAAAAUACGCCCAAACAACCCUUCGGUUCAUGCCCCAGGGAACAGGAAAACGAUGCUCUACCGCAACUCCCGCUUUCAGCGAGACAGGCCAGGGCUGCUGGAGAAUAUCCAGAGAAAAAGUGACCUGAGAACUGUCACCGGGUGGCCAGGGAGCGCCGCAACACCGUCAAAGAGAAAGAAGCCCGUAGUACCUACAAGACGGUCCCCACGAAUCCAUCACAAGGAAUCCACCAAGGAGGACAAGGCGGCCCCCAAAGAAGGCCCAAAUGUUCCGGGACCCAGUGGCACCGGGUCCUUUACCUUCUCUGGUAUCUGGUCCCUGAGCAGCGCGGUGGGGUAUGACACGGAGAAUCCUGCCUCCAGGGAGCAGGGCGGCCCAUGUGGGGAGGGCACCUCCGGGAAUGACACAGUUGCGCCCCCGGCUACCACCGGAAGGGAGGGUGCGGGGGAGCUGCCCACCGCCCCCGCACUCUACCCAGAUUACGGGUCAGUGAUGUCGCUGUACAACACCUGCUAUUCCAUCCUGCUGGCUGCCCUUUCGGUCAUGUCCCCAGACGAGGUCCCCAGUGAGAACGAGAACGAGGAGGAGGAGGGCUCCUCAGAUUACAGGUGUGCCCUCUGUGAACAUUUCAAGGACAAUCCAGGUCCCUAAGCUCACAGGCCACUGGUGACAAGUAACAAUCACUACUGUAUAACCGUGAACCUGUUUUUGGCUUUAAUAAAGAAAAGCAAAACUCUGCAGGAGUAAAUAAACAGUCAAACGACAACGGCGAGUCUGUGUUCUUUUUAACCUGUGAUACUACACACGCCUCAUCGGAUCACCCUGGGGAGGCUAGGAAUCCUGGCCCGGGACAGGUUUUGGUGCCGGUGGGUCCCCUUUCCUCUGAAGCAGCAGCACUAUCACACACUCA